Amphibalanus amphitrite is the source of this 528-nucleotide messenger RNA. It is a transcript of the gene JTBR, whose product is annotated as protein JTB-like. The transcript has 4 exons. The record is from RefSeq and is a predicted model, not a curated record. Gene Ontology annotation, cellular component: centrosome; cytoplasm; spindle. Gene Ontology annotation, biological process: mitotic cytokinesis. Lineage: Eukaryota; Metazoa; Arthropoda; Thecostraca; Balanomorpha; Balanidae. The coding region runs from base 1 to 528 and encodes 175 amino acids.
AUGAUUGAGCUCUGCUCUCGUCGCCGAAUGAUUGCAGCUAUUAUUGUACUCGUUUGUGUGAGCAUCAUCAUUGUGCUGUUGGAGAACAUCUUAACCCCGGACGGUGUGCACGGUCGGCGCGUAGCUGUCAGCUCAGAGGCUCCCCCGCCGCCUGCGCACAACCUGUCCUCGGCCCUGCCGGCGACAGCGCUGCCAGAGUCUGCGCCCAGCCAGCGGCACUGCUGGGAGAGUCAGACGUUCACAGUCGCUCGCCCCUGCCGCCGGUGUACGGGAUUUGAGAAGGCUAGUGGAAGCGUCCCCGAAUGCGCGCAUAGCGAUUACAUCGAGCUGCUCAACUGUGAGAAGGACGGAAAGGUGUACAGAGGGUGUGGCGGCGCGCGGGACCGGGGUCAGCGCCAGUUCUGGCUGCUCGAGCUCAUCUCACUGUGCUCGGCGCUGGUGUCGGGCGGAGCGGUGAUCGUCCGGCAGCGGCAGCUGGAGCGCACCGCCCUCGGCAAGAUCCAGCGUCAGCUGGCCGCUCAGGUGUAG